AUGGCGCGGGCUGGAGUGCCGCUGCUGCUCGCCGUCGCCCGCACGCGUGCGGUGCAGCUCGUGACCUUCGACGGGGCACGCGCAACGACGUUUAGCUUUGUGGAGCUCAACGACCCCGUCAUGGGCGGGCUCUCCACCGGGACCUGGGCCGUGAACGCCACGGCGCGGGCGGGCGUGUUCGACGGCGAGGUCGUGGACGUCCCCAGCCUCCAGGCCCCGGGGUUCAUCAAGGCCGCCGCGGAUGGCAGCUUCCCAGACGCGUCGAGCGCCGCGGACGGAGACCUGGUCCUGGAGGUCCGCACCACGACGCCCGAGUACGGCGGCUUCCGCGUCGCCUUCGCCUCGGGCACCCUGUCCGCGGCCUACGCCUGCGGAGGUGGGGGGUCCCUGCCCCUGAGCCGAGGCUGCUUCAAGGCCAACUUCUCGGUGCCAGCGGGCGACGAGUUCGCUGCGGUGCGAAUCCCCCUCCGGGCCUUCAGCGACAAGUGGAGCCCCGCCACCGGCGAUCAGACGGUCGCCUGCGCCCAGGACGAGGACGUGUGCCCGACGGCCGCGAAGCUCGCCCAAAUCGUGCGGGUGGAGCUCUGGGCCGAGGGCGCCCUGGGCAAGGCGCACCUCGAGGUGAGGUCCAUCGCGGUGGAGCAGGUCGGCGCCGGAGCCAGGAGCACGGGCGAGGCCCGCGCGGCGACCCAGGUCGCAGGCCCGCGGCAGCGCGGCCAGCCCCCCGCGAGGUUCGGCACGUGCAGCGGACCGGUGCAGCCUGGGCUGCGGUACGGCAUCUCGGGCAGGACCGAGGCGACCGUGCCGGUGCCCGUCGACCCCGACGAGAGCCUGGCGGAGGCCGUGUGCUGCGAUGCCCGCACGAGGCUGGCCGCGGAGCCGCAGUUCCUCUUCGAGGCCCCCGACGUCGCCUUGUUCUCCUCGCUCCAGGAGGGUGCCACGGUGUUCUACGACUCCGUGUGCGGGGCCCCCCUGUUCCGCGCGCCCGUCGGCCGCACCGCGGAGGACUUCAGGGCCGACACCACCGAGCACGGGUGGCCCUCGUUCCGCCCAGAGGAGGUCGUUCAGCAGAACGUCGUCACCAACACCACGACCGGCCUCGUCUAUUCCGCGUGCGGCACGCACCUGGGGUCGUACCUGCCCGACGAGCGGGGGCCCCGCUGGUGCAUGGACCUCUCGUGCAUCGCCGGCAACCCGCCCGAGCAGGAGCUGGUGCUCGUCUGA
Messenger RNA from Prorocentrum cordatum, 1224 nucleotides. Lineage: Eukaryota; Dinophyceae; Prorocentrales; Prorocentraceae. The record is from the annotation of a GenBank genome assembly.